Messenger RNA from Protobothrops mucrosquamatus (brown spotted pit viper), 1883 nucleotides. RefSeq names its product NADP-dependent malic enzyme. The transcript has 11 exons. Gene Ontology annotation, biological process: pyruvate metabolic process; malate metabolic process. The annotation marks the transcript as partial. Gene Ontology annotation, molecular function: malate dehydrogenase (decarboxylating) (NAD+) activity; malate dehydrogenase (decarboxylating) (NADP+) activity; NAD binding. Gene Ontology annotation, cellular component: mitochondrion. The record is from RefSeq and is a predicted model, not a curated record. Lineage: Eukaryota; Metazoa; Chordata; Lepidosauria; Squamata; Viperidae.
GAGUUGAUAAAUGAUCCUUUGUACAUUGGUCUGAAACACAAACGAAUCCGAGGCCAGGCUUAUGAUGAUCUUCUAGAUGAAUUUAUGGAAGCUGCAGUUUCCCGUAGCAGAGAAAAGCCUUUAUUAUAUGAAGAUGACAAGGAACAUACAUGGCAAUUUGUAGAAUGGCUAGCAGAGCAAGAAAAUGUACCAAACAUAUUUCCUUAUACUGAGUUGAUAAAUGAUCCUUUGUACAUUGGUCUGAAACACAAACGAAUCCGAGGCCAGGCUUAUGAUGAUCUUCUAGAUGAAUUUAUGGAAGCUGCAGUUUCCCGGUAUGGCAGAAACUGCCUCAUUCAGUUUGAGGAUUUUGCCAACCAAAAUGCAUUCCGCCUUCUGAAUAAAUAUCGCAACUUGUACUGCACUUUCAAUGAUGACAUUCAAGGAACAGCAUCUGUAGCUGUUGCGGGUCUCCUUGCUGCACUCCAGAUUACUCAAAAUAAACUGUCUGAUCAUACAAUACUCUUUCAAGGAGCUGGGGAGGCAGCAAUGGGCAUAGCCAAUCUUCUCAUUAUGGGCAUGGAAAAGGAAGGGACACCUAAAAAGGAAGCCGUAAAAAAGAUCUGGAUGGUUGAUUCAAAAGGAUUAAUUGUAAAGGGUCGUGUUUCAUUAACACCUGAGAAAGAAGUGUUUGCUCACCAGCAUGAGGAGAUGAAAAAUUUAGAAGACAUUGUUAACAAAAUAAGGCCAAGUGUUCUUAUAGGAGUUGCUGCAAUUGCUGGUGCAUUCACAAAAAAUAUUAUCAAGAAUAUGGCUUCCUUCAACAAACGGCCAAUAAUUUUUGCACUCAGUAACCCAACCAGCAAAGCAGAAUGCUCUGCUGAGGAUUGCUAUUAUCUAACCGAGGGACGAGGCAUUUUUGCAAGUGGAAGCCCUUUUGAUCCAGUCACUCUUCCAGAUGGACGCAGGUUUUAUCCUGGACAGGGGAAUAAUGCCUAUGUAUUUCCCGGAAUUGCCCUAGGCGUUGUUUCAUGUGGAGUGAGAAACAUAAGUGAUGAAAUUUUUCUCCUUACUGCAGAGGUUAUAUGUCAACAGGUAUCAAAGAAGCAUUUAGAUGAAGGCCGUUUAUAUCCACCUUUAGUUGCAAUUCAAGAUGUCUCUCUUAAAAUUGCUGCAAAAAUUGCAGAGCUAGCCUACAAAAACAAGACGGCAACUUUCUACCCUGAACCAGAAGACAAGGAAGCAUUCAUCAGGUCUCAGAUGUACAACACUGACUAUGAAAGCUUUCUGACAGACUCUUACAUUUGGCCCGAAAAAGCAAUGAAAAUACAGACAAGAAAAGUUUAACCAGAGACCACAACACUGUAACAAUGGAGCACUCCACAAAAGGGUUGAUUUCUGUCUUUUGUUAACCCAGAACUCCGUUUUUAGCAGCAGUGUAUUUUAAACCUGUGGGCUUGGGAUUAGAAAUGUUAAUGUUCUUUCACUUUAAGGUACAAUUAUAAACCUAUAAGCAAAUGAAAAUAAUUUGGAUAUAAUAAUUUCCUUCUUCUUUGGUCCUGCUAGGCAGCACUUACUGCAGGAGGAAAAUUCAGUAAAAGCUUAUUCUUCAUAAGUGUUGACAUCUGUACAAAAUGGUGGCUCUGUUAACUAGUUUUGCCAUUAAAUUCAGAUGAAGCAAUACUGUGAUAAACCAUGUAUCAGUAGGAUUACUUAAAAGCAUGGUUGGGGAUGUUUAAUUUAUCAGGGCUACUGUAAUUUCUCCCGUCGUUCGUCAACUUGCCUGUUAGCGUACCUUUGUGGGAGAUUUUCAGAUACGUUUAAUGGUGCCCUCUCAAGACUAUUCUAUGCCUACUUGAUCUAUGGUUGUCGCUUGUAAAUCAAUGAGCAGUGUCAUUUAGUGA